Messenger RNA from Ricinus communis (castor bean), 3581 nucleotides. RefSeq names its product U-box domain-containing protein 44. The coding region runs from base 316 to 3369 and encodes 1017 amino acids. The record is from RefSeq and is a predicted model, not a curated record. The transcript has 4 exons. Lineage: Eukaryota; Viridiplantae; Streptophyta; Magnoliopsida; Malpighiales; Euphorbiaceae. Gene Ontology annotation, molecular function: protein binding; ubiquitin-protein transferase activity. Gene Ontology annotation, biological process: protein ubiquitination; cell surface receptor signaling pathway.
GCGUGGGUGGAAAAUGUCAAUGAACACAAGACUGAAAGAGACAAAGUGAAGAGAGGAAGAGACAUUUCCAAGUAAUGUGCAUUGACUUGAAGUAGAGAAGUCAACAAGCAGGCACCAAUAUGAAGACAGUGAGCAAGGCACAUAGCUCAUUAUUAUUAUUAUUAUUAUUAUUAUUGUUAUUGCUUUCCAAUUUUCUUCUGAUUCUACCAGCAGGAAUCAAGAAUGGAAGAGUUUCUUCAAGGUAGAAAUAUGUUAUAUAAAGAUGCAACUGACACCAUACUUCUUGGCUGUAGUUUCUUUAAAGGUUUGGAAUAAAUGGCACUGGAGCUCAUACCUAUAGGAACCAUUUUGGCUGUACUAACAAAUCAGGUCCUUAAAACAGCUCAAGCUGCAAAAGAUGUAGUGAUUGAGACUAAGAGUUUUAAGGUUCUAUCAAAGCAUCUUUUUGACAUUGAACCUGUGUUGAAAGAAUUGCAGCUUCAAAAAUUGAAUGAUUCUCAAGCUGCCAGGCUAGCGCUUCAAAUACUUGAAGCAGAUGUCAAGAAGGCAAAUAACUUGGUCGAGAAGUAUAAAUGUCGAGGCCGUUUCUACUUACUGCUAAAGUGCCGGCACAUUGUGAAUGAGGUCCAAGAAGUGACGAGAGACAUUGGGAGGUCUUUGGCUGCAUUAUCCUUUGCAAACACUGAAGUCCUUUCAGGGAUAUCUGACCAGGUGAAUAGGCUGCACAAUGAAAUGCAAAGGGUUGAACUUGAAGCAUCACAUUCUCAGCUUCAAAUUGUUGACAAGUUAAACCAGGGUCUUCAUGCUCAGAAACUAGAUCAGGGUUUUGCAAAUGACAUGCUUGAAGAAAUAGCCCUGGCAGUUGGGGUUCGUGUAGAACCUUCUGAAAUUAGCAAAGAGCUAGCAAGCUUUAGAAAGGAAAAGGAAGAAGCUGCUGACCGGAAAGAAAGGGCUGAAGUUCUCUUCUUGGAGCAGGUUAUUGAGCUGCUUUCUCGAGCUGAUGCCGCCAGAGAUUAUGAAGAAGUCAAGAAGCAGUAUUCUCAGAGGAUUCAGGUGAUAGAGCAAUAUGAUGAGAGGGAGGAGUAUAUAGCUCCUCUUACUCCUUUUCUCUGUUCUAUAAAUGGGAAUGUGAUGGACGAUCCUGUUAGCCUUUGCACUGGCACUACAUGUGAGAGAGCUGCCAUUGAAGCUUGGUUUGACCAUGGUGGGAACACUGACCCAGAAACCGGCGAGAUUCUUGAAGAUAUGACUUUCAGGUCUAACCUUCGUCUUAGACAAUCAAUAGAGGAAUGGAGAGAACUGAAUUACUGCCUUAGAAUCAGAACCUGUAGGGCAAAGUUGUUAUCAGAUGCGGACUCCUCUGUGGAAGACGCCCUAAGUCACAUGCAAGAUCUCAUGAGAGAAAAUUCUGUAAAUAAGGAUUGGAUCUCAAUAGGAGGUUUAACAGAUAUUAUCAUUUCGAUCCUUGGGAGCUCUCACAAUAACGAUGUAAAGGGGAAGAUUUUAAUUACUUUGAAGAAAAUUGUUGAAGGGCAUGCAAGGAAUAAGGAAAGAGUGGUCAACUAUGAGGGGUGGGAUAACAUCAUUCCAUGCUUAGUGCCUGACUCCGUUGUCUCAAAGGUCGCAAUGGAAUUGCUAUUUGAGUUGUUACAAGAUAGAUCCGGUUGGAACGUAACUGUGUGCAGGAAACUUUCUCAACAAUGCGGAGCAAUUCCUUUCCUUAUCACUCUCCUGAAUGGUCCUGUCAAUGAAUCAGCUGUUUGUGCAGGAAAAAUCUUGAAUAAACUUUUUGAAAUUGAUGAGGAGAAUAUUGCUCGUGCUGCAGAGUCAGGUUGGUAUAAGCCACUUGUUGAGCGGAUUGAACAAGGUCCUGAGGCUUCAAGGAUUUCAAUGGUCAGAGCUAUAGUUAAUAUGGAAUUGGUUGACUCGAAUUUAAAGCUACUCGGUGAGGAAGGGAUUAUACCUCCUUUGCUUGAAAUGGCAAGAUCAUGCAAUACUGAAUCAAAAGAGUUAUCCUUGUCUGCCUUGGUUAAACUAUCUGAUUGCCAUGCCAAUAAAGAGCUUAUUUCUGCUGGUGGUGGGCUUCCUCUUGUUUUAAAACUAAUGUUCUCUGCCCAUAUACGUACAAUUAUUAUAGUUAAAUGUGCUGAAAUCCUUGAGAAAUUUUCUUCUGAUGAUGCUGGAAUUAAAUUUCUUGUUGAUGAAAACCAAAACCAGCUUGAAUUAGAACCGAUUAUCACCAAUUUGUUAGCUUUACAACAGGGCCUAAGCUCAUCCCAUAAUGUUCGGCGGCCUGCUUUACGGGCACUUCUUGGUAUAUGCAAGUUUGAGGCAGGGUUGGUUAAGACUGCAGUUCUCACUGCCAACGGUGUAUCCUUAAUACUUCCUCUUCUUGAUGACACAGACUUGGAAAUUCGUGAAACUGCCAUUAAUCUUCUCUUCCUCUUCUCUCAUCACGAACCACAGGGAGUAGUGGAAUACCUGCUUAAGCCAAAAAGACUCGAGGCACUGGUAGGAUUCCUUGAGAGUGAUGAUAAAAGUGAUGUACAGAAGGCUGCUGCUGGCUUAUUGUCCAAUCUCCCAAAAUCUGAGGUUCCGCUGACUAUGAAGCUAAUUGAGUUGGAUGGGCUCAAUGCACUCAUAACUCUUAUAAGGACAGGGACAAUGGAAGCAAAAGAGAAUGCUCUAAGUGCACUCUUCAGGUUCACAGAUCCUGCAAACAUUGAGUCACAGCGGAUUGUGGUUGAACAGGGAGCUUACCCUAUGCUUGUAAACUUACUGAGAACUGGCUCUGUAAUGGCAAAGGCAAGAGCAGCAGCUCUCAUUGGUGAUCUUUCCAUGAGCAGUCCAAAGCUUGUCGUUGUACCCAAACCAACUUGCUUCUGGUGUUUUCGGCCAACACGUCCUCAUUUAUGCCCUGUACAUGGAGGCAUUUGCAGUGUGAAAACUACAUUUUGUCUAAUGGAGGCAAAUGCUUUGCCUGCCUUAGUUGAGCUCUUACAUGGUGAGGUUGAUGCGACUGCUCAUGAAGCAAUUCAGACACUCUCCACAUUGGUUCAACACGGUUGUCCUAGCAGAGGAGCCAAUGCGCUGCAUGAACAUGAUGCCAUAAAGCCUGUGGUAGAUAUUCUAAGUUGGGGAACAAAUUCUCUAAAAGAGGAAGCAUUGGGAUUGUUGGAGAAGGUAUUUCUAUCGAAGGAAGUGGUGGAUUACUAUAAAUCAGCAGCUAGGUUGCGUCUUGUUAGUCUGACUGGCCAGAAUGUUCACGAGGAUAAUAGCCAGAUUGGGAGAAAGGCUGCAAGUGUUCUGUUGCUUCUUGAGCGCUAUUCAAGAUCAUCAACAUCUCUUCUGCCAGGUUUAUUUGGGUGAAGAUAAUCUGUAGCCAGGCCUGAAAAAAUCUCUCUACUCAUCAGUAUCAGAAAAUUCUUCGCUAAGGAAUACCUAAAACUUACUUAAAAUUUUCACCUAUAAGUUUGCUUUUCUUACUUCAUACAGGAUCUUAGUAUUCCUGAUUCCCUUUAUAUUCCUCAGAUAAAGCUGUAUAGACACCUCGUAUAUCAAGAAUAGGUUGCAUUUAGAUA